Diuraphis noxia (Russian wheat aphid) is the source of this 1678-nucleotide messenger RNA. RefSeq names its product F-box synaptic protein (gene Fsn). Gene Ontology annotation, biological process: proteasome-mediated ubiquitin-dependent protein catabolic process; synapse assembly involved in innervation. The record is from RefSeq and is a predicted model, not a curated record. Gene Ontology annotation, cellular component: SCF ubiquitin ligase complex; synapse. NCBI's taxonomy places the organism in Eukaryota, Metazoa, Arthropoda, Insecta, Hemiptera, Aphididae. Gene Ontology annotation, molecular function: protein binding.
UAGUAAACAAUUAUCAAUCGAGUAUUCAAAUGWGAAGUAUUAUAAAUUUAAAUAAUUUUUACAAAUACAGAACAUUUUUCUAUGAAAAAUUAUACGUUUAACAUUCUAUCUCAGUUAUUAUAAUAUACAUUUGAAAAUAUGUAUCUGUGUGCACGUUAAUCUUAGUUCUUACAAAAUGGUGGUAUAAUUGGGAAAAAAAUGCAGUCAUAUUUACAUGAUUAACAUUCGAAAACAUUCAUGAUGGACGUUUCUCAUGCACCACAAUACUUACCCGACUUAGUUUUGGACAUAAUAUUUUCAAAUUUGGAAGUGCCAGACUUGUUUAACUGCAUGUUAGUCUGUCAAAAUUGGUAUAGAGUGAUUAAUCACGGCAGAGCAGAGCCAUGGAAACUUAUGUGUCGUCGUAAGAUACCUGAAGAGAUACUGAAGUCAGAACUUUUGUCACAACUCCACAGCUAUAAAGCUAAGUUACGCGCCUUAUAUCAUUCAUGGAAUCCAGACGAUUGUUCCAUGCACAUUGUCGUCAAACAAAAUGGUUUCACUUUGCAUCGCAAUCCAGUUGCCCAGAGUACAGAUAUGGCACGAACUAAAAUUGGUUACAACAGCGGUAAACAUGUGUGGGAAAUAACAUGGACUGGACCACUUGGUACAGUUGCUAUGGUUGGCGUUUCAACAAAAGAGGCUCCAGUGCAUUGUAGUGGUUACUUACCUCUAUUGGGUAUUGACAAGCAUAGUUGGGGUUGGAACUUAAUCGAUAACGUUUUGUUACACAAUGGAAUAUCACAUGGAAACUACCCAUUGUUAAACAAUGCUCCUAGGUACCAAAUUGGUGAAAAAUUACAAUUAGUACUAGAUUCUGAAAAUGGUAUUUUGCACUUUGAAAAAUGUAAUGAAUUUUUAGGUAUAGCUUUUAAAAACUUACCUAAAACUAAAUUAUAUCCUUCGGUGUCAGCCGUUUAUGGCAACACGGAAAUUUCAGUAGUAUAUAUUGGUAAGCCUCUAUAUGGUUAAGUAAACAUAGUUUUUGUAAGAAUUUAAUCUUAUUGAAUAUAAAAUACUGUUUAACUAGGGUGGCGUUCUGUAUAAAUUGAAAUAUUUAGUUCUAGUAUCUGUACUAUGUUUAUACUUAUAUUUAAUUGUAUUAUAAAAGUAAUUAGAUAUUCAAAAUGAAAACAGGAGAUUAAAAUUUACAGUUAGAAAUUACAAGUAAAUAUCUUUUUAUAUUUAAUUUUGUUUAAAUGAUAAAUUUAAACUUGGUAUACCAUAGAUGGCGUACAUUUUCCAGGUCAUAUACUAAAAUUGUAUAAUCAGUUUAAAAAUGUUUUCACUGCUGAAAAAUCUGUGUCACAGUUGAUCAAUAUUUUGCAUGUAUAAAUAUGUAUUGUUCAAACAUUAAGUAUUUAUGACCAUUUUUUAUUAUGUUCUUAAUGUUGUAUUUUUAAUUUACAACUAAAUUUAUUGAUGUAGCUAAAAUGUUGGUAAAUGUAGUAAAGCACCAUAGGGCAAUAAUGAUUUUUUUUUGAUUAUUUUUCAUUAAAUACAAUAUCAAACAUUGAAGUAUAUGUAAUAUAAGUAAUAUGUGUUACAGGUUUGCCACCCUCUGUCAUAUUUUGAUAGUUUAAAUAUUAGAUAUGUUAUUUUUGAUAUUUCUAUUUGAAAAAAAUUCUCAGUUUUCAAA